Messenger RNA from Chiloscyllium plagiosum (whitespotted bambooshark), 761 nucleotides. NCBI's taxonomy places the organism in Eukaryota, Metazoa, Chordata, Chondrichthyes, Orectolobiformes, Hemiscylliidae. The record is from RefSeq and is a predicted model, not a curated record.
AAGUGUCAAAAUCAUCAAUUCUGUGGGUCUGCAGUGGCAGAGUGGGACUAAAGAAGGCACAUCACGAGGUCAUGGCGGGACACACGGUCAGUGAUCCAUUCCGUGCUGCUGAUCCAGCCCACGUCGAUCCCCUGGUCAAAAUCUCACUGGUCAAGGCUCAUCCAAUGGACCGUCUGAGGAGAAGGAAGGACAGUGAGAGGCUUCUCCGGACUCUCAAGCACCUGAUCAAGAAGGAGCGAGUGAGCGGGGUGCAGCCGUCGUCCCUGACGACCAGGGCUGGUUGUCUGCCGGGCCUAGCUGGCUUAGACAGCCUGGCUCCGGCUGCCAAGCAGCUGGACCUGCAGGCGUCCCCCCUCCUGGGGCAGGGCUCGGCUGCGCCCCCCAGCUGGGACCUGCCGUCCACCGAGGCUGUGGAGGUAGAGCUGAGGGCGGCUGAGUCGCUAGGCCGGAGGACUCCCAGCUGCGAGGCCCCAGCCUUCCCCGAGGACGAAAUGAGCCUGGACCGUCUCCUGGACGUCCUGACCCAGCUCCAGUACCACACGCGCCAGGAGGAUGGAGUGUCCAUCUGCUCCCGGUUCCUGGAGGCCUGUUGCCCCGAUGGCGAGUGCUGCCCGUACCACCACACGGCCCUGCCCUAUCACUGGCAGAUGAGGAGGGUGGUGACUCAGCAGUGGGAGAGCGUUCAAGAAGAGGGCCAGGAGAUGCUGGAGAGACUCUACUGUGACCCUGACAAAGAGAAUGUCACCCUGCACUACAGGUGA